Molecule: messenger RNA, 1204 nt
Organism: Gaeumannomyces tritici R3-111a-1
Lineage: Eukaryota; Fungi; Ascomycota; Sordariomycetes; Magnaporthales; Magnaporthaceae
Product: 60S ribosomal protein L2
Exons: 5
Coding region: 134-898 (254 amino acids)
Biological process (GO): cytoplasmic translation
Cellular component (GO): cytosolic large ribosomal subunit; ribosome
Molecular function (GO): RNA binding; structural constituent of ribosome
Source: RefSeq, a predicted model, not a curated record
GCGCCAUCCACACAAACCAAAGUGGGCAGAAAAAUUCCCAUUUCGACUUUGUAACUUCUCCCGCAAGAAACCAGGACGACCAAAGAUACCCGGACUUUCCAAGUAGGAGCUCGCCUUCAAAAGGGAAGAUACGAUGGGUCGCGUGAUUCGAAACCAGAGGAAGGGUGCCGGCGGCAUCUUCAAGGCCCGCACCCGCCUGAACAAGGCCCCCGCCAAGUUCCGAUCCCUCGACUACGCCGAGCGCCACGGAUAUGUCCGGGGUGUUGUGAAGGAUAUCAUCCACGACCCGGGCCGCGGCGCACCGCUGGCUCGCGUCACCUUCCGUGACGCCUACCGUUUCAAGCAGCACACCGAGACCUUCAUCGCCAACGAGGGAAUGUACACUGGCCAGUUUGUCUACGCCGGAAAGAACGCCGCCCUGACGGUCGGCAACGUUCUGCCCCUGGGCUCCAUCCCCGAGGGUACCAUCGUCUCCAACGUCGAGGAGAAGGCCGGCGACCGCGGCGCGCUAGGCCGCACUUCGGGCAACUACAUCACCGUUAUCGGCCACAACCCCGAUGAGGGCAAGACCCGUAUUAAGCUGCCUUCGGGCGCUAAGAAGGUUGUCAGCAGCCAGGCUCGUGGCAUGAUCGGCAUCGUCGCUGGUGGCGGACGUACCGACAAGCCCCUGCUUAAGGCCUCGCGUGCCAAGCACAAGUUCGCCGUCAAGCGCAACUCGUGGCCCAAGACUCGUGGUGUUGCCAUGAACCCCGUCGACCAUCCUCACGGUGGUGGUAACCACCAGCAUAUCGGUAAGGCCUCGACCAUCUCGAGAUACGCGGCCCAGGGACAAAAGGCGGGUCUUAUUGCUGCGAGGAGGACGGGUCUGCUGCGUGGUACCCAGAAGACGAAGGAGUAAGAGUUUCCUGGUUCGGCUCGUGGGACGGGGUUCAUCGGAUUGCAUGGAUCAUUGCUUUGUAGUUAAGGGUACUUUUUGCGGGAACGGGCAGCAAUUUGCGAUGCUCUGGCCGGUGCUUGCGUGGUAUCCAUGGUUUAUAAAAGGGAUUUCCAGUUCGCAGCAAAAGGGGGCCAUCUCGGUUUUACGAAGCAAAUCAAAUGGGCAGUUCUUUUUUUUCUUGGGCAUUAAGAUCCCACAUGCGGAGAAGCAAGUGCGCAUGUCGUCGGUUGACUUGGAACGUGAACAAACAUCACACGAUAUUCAUGA